Molecule: messenger RNA, 1754 nt
Organism: Enhydra lutris kenyoni (northern sea otter)
Lineage: Eukaryota; Metazoa; Chordata; Mammalia; Carnivora; Mustelidae
Product: leucine rich repeat LGI family member 3
Exons: 8
Coding region: 108-1754 (548 amino acids)
Biological process (GO): regulation of exocytosis
Cellular component (GO): synaptic vesicle
Molecular function (GO): protein binding
Source: RefSeq, a predicted model, not a curated record
AGCGGCGGCCGGCGGCCGUGGCCGGGAGGUGGCAGCCCGCGCUGGGUGGCGGAGAGCCGCGGGGCGGGGGCUGCGGCCGGUGGCCCGCGAGAGAGCUUGCAGGCAGCAUGGCGGGGUUGCGGGCCAGGCGGGGCUCCGGGCUCCGGCUGCUGGCGCUGUCCACGCUCGGCUUCUGCCUGAUGCUGCAAGUCAGUGCCAAGAGGCCCCCUAAGACGCCCCCCUGCCCGCCCAGCUGCUCCUGCACCAGGGACACCGCCUUCUGCGUGGACUCUAAGGCCGUGCCCAGGAACCUGCCCUCCGAGGUCAUCUCUCUGACGCUGGUGAAUGCCGCCUUCUCAGAGAUCCAGGAUGGAGCAUUUUCCCACCUGCCCCUGCUGCAGUUCCUGUUACUCAACUCCAACAAGUUUACUCUGAUUGGAGACAACGCCUUCACAGGACUGUCACACCUGCAGUACCUCUUCAUUGAGAACAACGACAUCUGGGCACUAUCCAAGUUUACCUUCAGAGGACUCAAGUCUUUGACACACCUAUCGCUGGCCAACAAUAACUUGCAGACAUUGCCUCGAGACAUCUUCCAGCCCUUGGAUAUCCUUAGUGACUUGGACCUGCGGGGCAACUCGCUCAACUGCGACUGCAAGGUCAAGUGGCUUGUGGAGUGGCUGGCGCACACCAACACCACCGUGGCUCCCAUCUACUGUGCCAGCCCGCCCCGCUUCCAGGAGCACAAGGUGCAGGACUUGCCACUGCGAGAGUUCGACUGCAUCACCACUGAUUUUGUGCUGUACCAGACCCUGUCCUUCCCAGCGGUGUCAGCCGAGCCCUUCCUUUACUCCAGCGACCUCUACUUGGCUCUGGCCCAGCCAGGUGCCAGCGCUUGCACUGUCCUCAAGUGGGACUAUGUGGAACGGCAGCUUCGAGAUUAUGAUAGAAUACCAGCCCCCUCUGCCGUGCACUGCAAGCCAAUGGUGGUGGACAGCCAGCUGUACAUGGUUGUGGCCCAGCUGUUUGGGGGCUCUUAUAUUUACCACUGGGACCCCAACACCACACGCUUCACCAAGCUGCAGGACAUCGACCCACAGCGCGUGCGCAAGCCCAACGACCUCGAGGCUUUCCGCAUUGAUGGCGACUGGUACUUUGCUGUGGCCGACAGCUCCAAGGCGGGCGCCACCAGCCUCUACCGCUGGCACCAGAACGGCUUCUACUCCCACCAGGCCCUGCACGCCUGGCACCGUGACACUGACCUGGAGUUCGUGGACGGUGAGGGCAAGCCACGGUUGAUUGUAUCUAGCAGCUCCCAGGCGCCUGUCAUCUACCAGUGGAGUCGCACCCAGAAGCAGUUUGUGGCCCAGGGCGAGGUGACCCAGGUGCCCGACGCCCAGGCCGUGAAACACUUCCGUGCCGGUCGCGACAGCUACCUGUGUCUCAGCCGCUAUAUCGGCGACUCCAAGAUCCUGCGCUGGGAGGGCACCCGCUUCUCUGAAGUGCAGGCCCUGCCUUCCAGGGGCUCCCUGGCCAUGCAGCCCUUCCUCGUGGGCGGUCGCCGCUACCUGGCGCUGGGGAGUGACUUCUCCUUCACGCAGAUCUACCAGUGGGACGAGGGGCGCCAGAAGUUUGUGCGGUUCCAGGAGCUGGCUGUGCAGGCCCCUCGGGCCUUCUGCUACAUGCCUGCUGGCGACGCCCAGCUGCUCCUGGCCCCCAGCUUCAAGGGACAGACGCUCGUGUACCGACACAUCGUGGUGGAUCUCAGUGCCUAG